CUCCUUUGAAGUUCACUAACCUUUUCACGUAGGUUCAUCUUCAUAACCUCAUCCUCCAGCGAUUCUGAUCAUUAGAUUGAUGUCAAAGGAUCCUAACGAGCCACGAUGCCCAUCAAGGUUGAUGAUGUGAUGCAACUGUUCUGCCACCUCUCUCAGGAGAAGGGAAUGAAAGCUGCUGUCAGACACUCAGGUCGAGGAGCGCUGCUGGCGGGUGCAACGGCCUUUAUUGGGGGCUUGGUGGGGGGUCCCCCUGGCAUUGCUGUAGGGGGAGCAUUUGGUGGAUUGCUUGGUGCCUGGAUGACUACUGGACAGUUCAGGCCGGUCCCUCAGAUCUUACUGGAAUUGCCUCCCGCUGAGCGGCAGAAACUCUAUGAUGAAGCCCUUGUUAUUCUCAGGAGCUUAGACUGGACUGAUAUUGUUCAGCUGACUGCUCUUGUAAUGGGAGAUGCUAGUCUCCAGCAAAAGUUGACAGGAGUGCUGAUAAAUUACCUCUCAAAAGAGCUAAGAGCAGAGAUACAGUAUGGAGAAUAAACCUUUCUAGAGCAGGCUUUUUACAUUGUAAUGAAUUUCACUCUGACAGUUGCAAUUCUUCAGUAUAGCAGUUACUAGUUAUCACUACUAAUGAUAAAUCUAGGCAGAUCUAAGUGUUUUUUUUGUUGUUGGGCUUUUUGUGAAGCUAGGAUUAGAUUACUGCAUUAUCCUGAUGUUGACUUGCUAUGUAAUUUUGAUUUAAUGUGCACUGUAAGAUGGGAUUGAAUUCAAAAUCAGUGAAAGGAAUUAGGCUUCUCUUAGGCUAAGGUAGCACUGGGCAAAAUUUUCGAAGUCACUGUGUUUUACAUAGGAGAUUUGAUCCUGUUUUUCAGAAGUGCUUUAAAUUCCUUCUGUAAAUGGCAGAUAGGUGCCAAAGUAGCUUGGGUGCUUGGAAGAAUUUUACCCACUGUCUGUUAAAGUCCUGCAAAGGAAAGCUGUAAGAAGGAAGGGACUUCUACUGUGAACUCAAAAAUCUCAAGCCUUUCUUUAUUGUUUGUUUCAUUUUUAUUGUAAUUCUUGAGUUAUUUAUUCCUUUAUUUAAGAUGUGAAGGAAAUGCCUAAUUGAGACUUAAAGCAACGGGUAAACAAACUAUGCAUAAUUAGUUGUUCCUGAUAUCCUGGAAUGGCAAAGCAUGGCAUUUUUUUAAAAAGGGGGUGAAUCUACCAUUUUUAUACUAUCCCUAGAAUUAGAAUUGUCAUUUGAACAUUGUCUUCUUGACUGAAUCUGAACAGAAGAUUCUAGUUGGUUCUCUAUUUUCAUUAAAAUAUUCUCAAAAAGUUAUAUUACAGUUAACAAUUUAAUCUAUUUUAAAGAAAAUCCCUUUUUCUUGAGAAAAUAAUGUUCUACCAAAUUUCUAAGAAGCAUCAUAGUGGCAUAUGUUUUGCUUUAAAGUAAGUGAAAUCUUUAGGUAUUGGGUGCUGAAAUUUGACCAAGAAGGCAGCCUUCUACUGGCCAGCCAACAGUUAGGAGUGAUGAUAUGGGACGACAUCCCAGCCACGGUUAAUGUAAGCUCCAAGCGUAGGAGUAAUGAUAUGGGACAACAUCCCAGCCACGGUUAAUGUAAACUCCAAGUGAAAUGUUGCUUAAUAUUGUAACCAGUUGUUCACCGUUUGUUUCAAGGCACCUGUAAAACAAGUUCAUGAAUAGAAAAUGUACACAUGUGCCUUCUUUUAUAUAUAAAAAACACAAAUGAAACUA
Messenger RNA from Struthio camelus australis, 1729 nucleotides. NCBI's taxonomy places the organism in Eukaryota, Metazoa, Chordata, Aves, Struthioniformes, Struthionidae. The record is from RefSeq and is a predicted model, not a curated record.